ACGUAACACCAACUGAUACAAUAGCACCACCAUCUCAAACAACUGAUGAAACAACAGUAACAACUGAUAAUUCAUCAGACGGACUACAACAGAUAACAGCUCAAUCGAUAGUAGCUGGUGUUUUUUUGUUUAUUGUAGGCUUUAUUUAUUGUUUUUUUGGUCGUAAACUUUAUCGCAUCACCUUGUUUAUUUUGGGAGCUAUUAUUGGAUCAUAUAUUUCUUAUCUUAUUCUUAUUGAGGCACAACCACAGUCAGGUUACACGUCAGAACCAUCGAAGAAUUCAUUAAUAAUUUUAUUAGUUUCCUUAGCUAUUGGAUUCAUAGUUGGGAUGUUAUUAAUAUGGUGCGCAACGGUUGCUAUUUGGUUAUUGGGAUUAGUUUCUGGUUGGGCGUUGGCCAAUUUUAUACUUGCAUUAGCUGAUGGUGGAUUGAUUAAGCAUGAUAUUGGUAGAAUUGUGUUUAUUGUAACGUUGGCCACUCUGGGACUUAUUUUGACAUGUAUAUACGAGGAUGUUAUAAUUACUUUGGGUACAUCGUUUAUUGGUGCUUAUGCAAUGAUUCUUGGUAUUGACAUGUUUGUCAAUACAGGUUUUCUCUUGUCAACUAGAGCAUUUUUGGAUAAGACUCCUUAUGCCACAAAUCAAAAAGUUUAUUUGAUGAUGGGUGGAUUGGUUGGGCUUUUUAUUGUUGGAUUAUUGGUACAAUUUAAAUUUCAUAGAAAUAUUAAAUUUGGACCUCGACGUGUUAAAGGAUAUGAUAGAUCUGUCGAGGACGAUCAUACUCCGGUUACAAAGAAAUCAGGGUAUGCUACUACAUUUGCUAUUGGAGAGAAUUUACAUGUCAAUGAACAAGAAAAUAACAAUGGGAAAGAAGAAAAAGAUGGUGGUGAUGAUGGUAGAAAAGAAGGAAAGGAAGUAAUGAUCAAAGAAUCAAUCAUAGUUGAUGGAGAGAUAAUACCACCUAAACCAGAAUUUCCAGACAAUUGUUGUAUGAGUGGAUGUGCACAUUGUGUAAUAGAUAUUUAUAACGAAGAUUUAGAAGAAUGGGAAAAAAAAAUUAACCAAGUAAAAGAAAGAUUGAAGAAAAAAGGGAAAACUUUACCGUCAAAUAUAUUUCAAAAAAAUGGUGAGGAUGAUGAUGAUAACAGUAAUGUGAAUGUUGGGUUGAAAGUUUUUAUGGAAUUAGAAAAUUUAUCUGAAUUUGGUUUGAUUAAUCCAUGCCAAUCAAUAUCUAUGAAUCUUAUUGCUUCUCCCAGUGUUCAAGAUGAUUGUCAUUACUACUGA
This is a messenger RNA of Entrophospora candida, 1283 nucleotides long. The record is from the annotation of a GenBank genome assembly. Lineage: Eukaryota; Fungi; Glomeromycota; Glomeromycetes; Entrophosporales; Entrophosporaceae.